Messenger RNA from Pseudonaja textilis, 2135 nucleotides. The record is from RefSeq and is a predicted model, not a curated record. Lineage: Eukaryota; Metazoa; Chordata; Lepidosauria; Squamata; Elapidae.
GUGAUGCUGCGGCUUCAAUGGAACAAGAAAAAGAAACUCUUCUGGAAAUGAUCCAUAAUAUACAGAACAGUCAGGAUAUGAGGAAUAUUAGUGAAGGUUUAUGUGGAAAAAAUGCAGUUUUCUUCAAAUGUCAAACGGGGAGUUUUGAAAUUGGGGGAUAAACAAGAGUCAUAUCCUCUUAGUGUCCAGUUCUAUCUGCAGCCCCCUACUGAAAAUAUUUCUCUGAUGGAGUUCGAAAAUUUUGCAGUUGAUAGAUUGAAAUUACUCAAAGCAGUUGAGAACUUGGGUGUGAGUUAUGUGAAAGGUAGUGACUCUUACCAAGAAAAGUUACAGUUGGAACUUCGACACCUUAAAUUUCCAUAUCAUGCUUUGACUGAAGAUGAUUAUAAUGCAAGAAGAAAAGACCAUAUUUCUCAUUUUAUAUUGCGCCUUGCCUAUUGCCAAUCGGAGGAGCUUAAAAGAUGGUUUAUCCAACAAGAAAUGGACCUCUUCCGUUAUAGAUUUAAUCAGCUAUCUCGUUCAUUGGUUGAAAAGUUUCUUCAAUAUGCUAACUUGGGAUAUGAUAUUCUUCCAGAAAAUGAAAAGCUGAAAAUGCAAGACCAGCUAAUAAAUGCAACUCCUGGAAACAACGAACUGAAAAAUAAUGUCUUCUAUAAGGUCCCUUUCUGUGAUGCUGCAGAUUUAGUUCGUGUAAGAAAAGUUUACUUGCUUGGUGGAUAUGCCUAUGUUCCUCAACAGGAGUUUGUUACUAUUGUCCUCAACAGUUAUAGAACCAAACUAUCAAAAGCUCUGGCACUAACAGCACGAUCCCUGCCUAUGGUACAAACUGAUGAGAGACUUCAACCCCUGCUCAAUCACCUCAGCCAUGCAUAUGUUGGCCCAGAUUAUAAUAUUGAAAAAGCAAUGGGCAAAAUUUCAUUGGAACAAAUUGAUGCUCUUUCGGUUAAAUCAUUUCCUCUCUGCAUGCGCCAGCUUCACAAAGCUCUGCGUGAUAACCAUCAUCUUCGUCAUGGAGGCCGUAUGCAAUAUGGCUUAUUUCUCAAGGGCAUUGGUUUAACACUAGAGCAAGCUCUGCAGUUCUGGAAAUCUGAAUUCAUCAGAGGAAAAGUAGACGCAGACAAGUUUGAUAAAGGAUAUGCUUACAGCAUCCGGCAUAGCUAUGGAAAAGAAGGCAAGAGAACGGAUUAUACUCCAUAUAGCUGCAUGAAAAUUAUCCUGUCCAAUCUCCCAGGCCAAGGGGAUUAUCAUGGAUGCCCAUUUCGCCACAGUGACCCAGAGCUGCUGAAGCAGAAGCUUCAGUCGUAUAAAAUACCUCCUUCUGGAAUUGGUCAGAUAUUGGACUUGGUGAAAGGUAUGCAUUAUCAGCUGGCCUGCCAAAAAUACUUCGAAUUGACUCAUGAUGUCAAAGAAAUUGGUUUUUCUCUGAGCCAUCCUAAUCAGUACUUUAUAGAAAGUCAGCAGCUACUUGGCGUCACCAAAGAAAUAAAAAAAGAUGAAAGGCAGCUUGAAAGCUCCCAGCUGAAACACAGCAGCCAGACACGGGCAGAUAUUCCUACGACUUCCUCUUUAAGUGCAACAGAAGAAAUGGAACUGGAGGGACUUGAGGAUUACUUUGCUGAAGAUUAAACAAUUCCAUCACUUUCCCGUUUACUUCCUGUUAUCUUCCUACAUUGCAAAGUGGUGCUGUGUGAAUGACGUGUAAAGACAUUGUAAAUGUGCGGAGUUGUGUUCUACAUAGAAAGUGUGGAACGGUAUUGUGAUAUAAAAAGUUUUGAAAAACGAACACUUUCUUGUAAGCACAAAAAAUCAGUUGCAAGAUUGAGCAAUAAAAUGAUUCAGGUCGCAUUUCUGUUUCCAUGGGCAAAUGCUAGAGCUGUAGGCUUUCCAACACUCUGUUUCAUUCUCUUUUAACUCCCAAGUCUUUUUCCUUGAUAGAACUGGUUUUAAAUAUAGAGAAAUGCAGAUAUUUAUAAUGCACUUUAGGUCAUUCCUGCAAGAUCUAUUGUGUCAUAAACAAUUCAUGAUUACUUUAUGAAUUCCUCCUAAAAUGCAAAAUUUUCUUGCUGUGAUUUCAAGUGGCAAAGCCUCUUUCAAAAGGAAAUGAAGAUUUUAAAUGCAUGUUGUUAAACUUACAU